Molecule: messenger RNA, 4119 nt
Organism: Syngnathus acus (greater pipefish)
Lineage: Eukaryota; Metazoa; Chordata; Actinopteri; Syngnathiformes; Syngnathidae
Gene: ppp1r21
Product: protein phosphatase 1, regulatory subunit 21
Exons: 22
Coding region: 574-2928 (784 amino acids)
Cellular component (GO): membrane; early endosome
Source: RefSeq, a predicted model, not a curated record
CUUGAACUCUGACCCCUGAGAUUGUUUCUGGCUGGUUCGCUGAGGAAUAAUAAUAAAACGAAAGUAUUGUAGACGAUGACUGGCUUGUCAAGGUUUUGCUUGCCAACGUAACAACAGCCACUCUUCCUUUUUGAGAGUAUUCGUAGAGAGUAUUGUGUUGGACCACUCCGCAAGGGCUUUAUUGAUGUGCUUUUUGACACGACCGGGUUGUGUUUUGCUACUUUGCUAACUCGUUAGCCUGCUAUGCGCUGCCAUCGCUGAUAAUGCUAACUUCAUCUCGCCGCUUUCAAGUCCGAAUAACAUCCGCAUUUGCGUCAUUGCGUAAAUCUGCUGAACACCGUUUACGUUGUCCAAAACCAGUGGCUCCUUUUAAGCGAUGUGUGCACCGCCAAUGAUUUAUUGUAGUGCAACAAUCAUCUCGCAAAAAGGCAAACGGAGCUAGCCAGGGUUAUUAUUCGCAGCGUCAGUCAAGCUGAGUGGGGAGUUUUGCUCAAGUUCUUUGGAAAUCAUUUCGUACGCAGAAGAAGGUUUCAUCGCUUGCAGUCUCAGGACGCGACAAAGUUUCCGAUAACUAUGGCUAAUGUCACGGAUCUGCAGACCAAAUACAGCAGGUUGGCACAGGAGUACUCCAAGCUUCGUGCCCAGAACCAGGUGCUGAAGAAGGCGGUUGUCGACGAACAAGCCAACUCGGCCUCCCUCAAAGAGCAACUGAAGCAAAGGGAUCAGAGCCUGAGGAAGCAAGAGCAGGAGAUGGACAGCCUCAGCUUUCGGAACCAGCAGCUGGCCAAGAGGGUAGAGCUUCUUCAAGAGGAGCUGGCUGCUAAUGAAGCAAAGAGCAAAAGGGGGAAGAAUAAAGGAGAUUCUCCUUCACACCAUGGUGGGCGGACACAAAGUGUUUUUGAUGAGGACCUGCAAAAAAAGAUUGAAGAAAAUGAGAGGCUUCACAUUCAGUUUUACGAGGCAGACGAGCAGCACAAGAAGGAGGAGGCUGAGAUGAGGUCACGUCUGGAAGAGUUGGAGGGAAGCUCUCAACAUCAUCAAGCUGUCGUGGAUGGACUCACUGCCAAGUACUCAGAAACCAUCGAGAGGCUGCAGAGUGACAAGGCACGAUUGGAGGUUAAAACACAGACUCUGGAGAGGGAGGGAAAAGAUUGCCGAUUGAGAGCAGAGGAGUGUCAGCAGCAGUUAAGACGAUGCCAGUCAGAACUUAACAGACAACUGAAACAAAGCAGCAGCGUUAUCCAGGAGAAAGUGCCCUUUAACGACACCCAAUUUAGUGACUACAACAGCCUAAAUGUCCCGUCACACAAUCGAAGACAUCAGCUUAAAGCCCGGGAUUUGGCAGGUCAAGCCUUUAGCUUCAUUCAGGACCUGGUGGCUGGUCUGUUGAACUUCCAUUCAUACACUGAGCAGAGAGUCCACAUCUAUCCACUGGACUCUUCUAUUGAGUCCAUUUCUCCUUUGAAUCAGAAGUUCUCUCAGUAUCUGCAUGAGAAUGCGGUAUAUGUACGCCCCCUAGAGGAGAGUUUUCUGCAGUUACACCAAAGUAUCACGGAGGACACGGUUACAGUGCUGGAGACUGUGGACAAGCUGAAGAACUUUAGUGACAUUUUCUCCACAUAUUGCCGUUUCCUACAAAAGCUUCUCCCUUAUCAACUAAAAAGCCUAGAGGAGGAGUGCCAAACACCACUUUGCACUACUGCCCUCACAUUAAAGAACCGAGAACUGCAGAAUGAUGUGAAGAGAGUGACAUUAGUGUUUGACAAACUACAGAACUACAUUAGCCUGUUGACCUUUCCCAGUGUUCGUCAGGAUGGUAUGCCGCAAAGUAAUACCUCUGCUGUCUUCACCCAAUUGUCAGCUUGCUUGCACAGUCUUCAUGAUGCCGUCAAAGAAAUGUCAAAGCACUACAACCAGAAGGCGAGUUUAGAGCAAGAUCUCCCCACUGCCACAGAGAAACUGUUCACCACCACAGAAUGUCUGCUGGGUUCCCUCGGCUCACUGACCAGCAGCACAGGCAAGCUUGCUACAUUCUUCAGCAACAACUUGGAUUUCUUCACGUCAUCGGGCUACGGUCCCAGAGGAAACACAGUGGCCCUUAACCCUUUACAAGCCGAGAUUAUGCUUUCCAACAAAAAGAAAGCAGCUGCUUACAUUCAAGCUCUCAAAAGGCCCAGGCCACAGUCCGUUCCAUACAGGGAAGCACUGGCCAAUCGCCGGAUACUCACGAGCUCUACUGAGAGUAGAGAAGGUCUCACUCAACAGGUGCAGCAGAGUCAGGAGAAGAUUGCACGCCUUGAGCAGGAAAAGGAACACUGGCUCCUUGAAGCUCAACUGGGGAAGGUGCGACUGGAAAAGGAGAACCAGCGUAUUUCAGACCUGGAAGCGCAGCUCGCCAUGGCUCUCGGGGAAGGUCGGAACUCUCAGACGACUGUGGUCAGCUCGCUGACACAGAACCACGAGGAAGUUGAGACGCCUUUGAAAACCACUGCGAAAGAAACUAUGUGCACCAGCCUGGUUGGCAUGUUGUGUACCGUACCCGUUGUCGAGCAUGUGGGAGACGAGGAGUCCAGGGAGCAGCUGAUAAAAACUCACUACAUGACCAGAGUGGGAGAGCUCACCACUCAGCUCCAGGUGUCAGACAGCAAAGCGGUGCACUUCCACUCUGAGUGUCGUGCUUUGGCCAAGAGAUUAGCCAUUGCAGAGAAAUCACGUGACACGAUUGUCGAAGAGAUGAAACGGGCCAGUCAGAACAUCACACACCUGCAGGAUGAAUUGAGCACGACCAAGAGGAGCUAUGAAGACCAGCUUAGCAUGAUGAGUGACCAUUUGUGUAGUAUGAACGAGACGCUGAGCAAACAGAAAGAGGAGAUCGACACACUCAAACUCGGGAGCAAGGCAAAUGCCAAGAAGAACAAAGGUCGCUAGCAGUUCCCCUCUCCAAAAAAAUAAUGGCUCCAUUUGGGAUCAUGAGAGCACCUUGAAGACAAUGUGGAGCCCAGACCAACCCCCGACACACCCUGUGCGUCAUCCUGGUACUAAUACCACCAUGUCACCAAAACCGGAUCACAAGCAAAGCCUCAGAAACUUCUACAUUUUACAUUGUGGCAAUACAAAUACUCAAGACUGACAUAGGAGGCCAUUUUUUUCCUCAUAACAGAAUCCCAUAAAUUCUGCCGGAAGCUGUUUGACCUUUAGGCCAGAGUAGAAUAAGAGAGAAACCACUUUCCUUCCAAAUGGAAUGCAGGAAAUGGAUAACGUUUGCUGACUUGAAGACCAAAUCCUGUUAAUCAAGCAGCCUUUUUGUUUUCCUGUUUCUGUAUAUGUGAGCGAGAAAAGACACUGCUCCUUCUGCGUAUUGAACACAAAAUGUGAGUGUGGCUGUUUUUACAUGCUCAGAUUGUUUCACACCUUUAAUGUAUAGCCCUUUUAACACUUGCAUAAGCUUAAGAAGGGUUUCCAACGAUGUAACACUUGAAUCCAUCCCUUCUUUUGGACAGUCCUCUUAAUAGGACAACAAUGAUGUCUGCCAAGAAUCUCUGACUGCUUAACUGUUUACAUGGGAGAAAAAGUCUACAAUGGACAAGUUGUAGCUUGUAAAGUGUCCCGUCCCGAAUGAGUCUGAUCUUUUUUUUUUAUGCACUAAAGUGUGGAUAUACCCUCCUGUUAGUACGUUGCAGCCUCAAAAUUUAUUGUAGAUGAGAAUUAUUUUUCACCGUACAUUUAUUAUAUGCAUUGAAAUAUGUUCCACAAUAUAUCCAUUUAUGUGCAAAUGUUUCUCACACAAUGUGAAGUCUGUACCGACUUAAUUUUGGGUGUGUCUCAAAGUUUGUAUAAUGGGGACGCGGCGUUGCCUGGACUUUUGAACUGCUGCUUCGACAAGCUGGUUCACGCAGUGUGCAGCUGCAAUUUUACUUCUGGCUUGUUGUGACAUGAUGAGGUAAGGCAACGUAGCCUCUCACUGGUUUGCUUGCUAGGAGGCUUCACUCGGGUCACAUGGAUUUGCUAACUAGCCACACGAUGGAAAAGUACUGUGCUAGUAUCAUCACAGUGUAACCUUGAAAGCCCAACAAUGUGCGUGCAAAUCAGAAUAAAGAGAUAUUUGUCUUUAGAAUGAGA